This is a messenger RNA of Pogona vitticeps (central bearded dragon), 1285 nucleotides long. It is a transcript of the gene MRPS10, whose product is annotated as mitochondrial ribosomal protein S10. Gene Ontology annotation, molecular function: structural constituent of ribosome. Gene Ontology annotation, cellular component: mitochondrion; ribosome; mitochondrial small ribosomal subunit. Gene Ontology annotation, biological process: translation. Lineage: Eukaryota; Metazoa; Chordata; Lepidosauria; Squamata; Agamidae. The record is from RefSeq and is a predicted model, not a curated record.
UAAAUUCUAUCAUGUCAUGGCGACCGGAAGUAAUGGUGGUAGGCGUUUCAAGAUGGCGAUGCAGAGGGGAAUGCGGUUUUUGCGCCGGUUAUGGCAGGGGCGAGAAAAUUUACUUGUAACAAGAAGAGUUCCACUAAAGCAACAUAACCUCCUUCAAAACAAUCAGUUAAUGUGGUUUCAGCUUUCAGGAGCCCACACUGAUAUUCAGCAGAACAAGAACAAGGAUUUGGUAUCUAUUUCAGAUGAACCAGACACACUGUACAAGAGACUGGCUGUUUUGGUUAAAGGUCAUGACAAACCUGUGCUAGAUAGUUAUGAAUAUUUCAUGGUGCUUGCUGCUAAAGAACUUGGCCUUUCUGUUGAAAAAGUAGAAGAACCUCCAAAAAAGAUGGAGCGAUUCACACUUCUGAAAUCAGUGCACAUUUAUAAGAAGCACAGAGUUCAAUAUGAAAUAAGGACGCACUAUCGAUAUGUGGAGUUAAAGCACCUAACUGGCAGCACUGCCAAUGUCUACUUGGAAUACAUUCAACGAAACCUACCUGAAGGGGUUGCCAUGGAAGUCAAAAAGACAAGGUUAGAACAACUUCCCGAGCAUAUUCAGAAACCCAUUUGGGACACUCUGCCUCAAGUUGAAGAAACAGCAACUAAGUCACAAGUGCCUGACUUGUAGAGUUUUCUGAUGCUUUAAUGUGAAGUACAAAUGAAAUGUAACAUUGUCCUCAGGUGUGAGAAGUACACUAAUUGUGAAACUGAUUUGUGACAAAAUUAAUAUCAUACACCAUUGUGGUAUCAGUUUGAUCAGACAGUUUAAACUAGUGUACUGAAAAAAAUAUUUUAUAAAUAAUUCUGCCAGUGUUGUUGCUUGUGAUCACUGAAGUUCAUGCCCUUUCUAGUAUUUAAAAAUAUUUCUUUCAAUAGCUUUAUGGCAAUUUAUAUCUGUUUCACUCAUUGACUAAAAUCCUGUUGCUUUGUGUAGUAAGUUGCAAUGCACGUUUGAAUCAAAAGAACUGAUGGAGUUGACUCGCCAAAUCCCUAAUUAUUCAGCAGGCCCUAUCUGGUUGCAAUGUACUGUGCUAAGCUUCAGGAUUUCAGCCAGUGAAAUCAAUGAGUUCCAGAGAAAAAGUGUUAACAAAAUAUUUCCUUUCUAGUAGAAAUCCCAUAUGUAACUUUAAAAGUCUCUCUGAGUUAUCACACUGGUGGAGUCCUGAUAAAGUGGUGUUUAAUCCACAAGAGCUCUGUUUAUUGUGUGAUGAUUUUUUAGUGGUCUAUAAAGGUAUCGCCUGUU